AUGGGAGGAACAGGGACUUCGCGUUCCGAUAAGGGAAGCAAUCGUGAUGAAUUAAAGACGAAGUUGGACAAGUUGCAGAAGCAACAACUUCAACAGACGCGGUCUAGCGAUGAUAGCACGAACUCGAGAUCUCCAUUCUCGAAUGUGUUAGGUAAAAGAGAUAAUAGAUCAUCCUUGCCCGUGUUUGCUGGGAGUUCUGCGCAUGCUGGGGUAAUAAAUGCGAACUCAGGCGAAGAUGUUAAUUUUGUGGUUGGAUUGAGUGAGAACUUGCUUCUGGAGUGUAGGCGAUUGCAAUCUGAAAACGAGCGUAAAUCCAGCAAAUUGCAAACGCUAGAAGCUGACUACAAUAAACUAAAGACAUCUUUCGAACGCUUAUCUUCGAAACAUGAGUCGUUAACUCGGAAUGAAGAUUCUCUAAAGGACACUAAUUGGCAGUUGGAGAUGAAGUUACAGAGCCUAGCGCAGGAGCUCAAUAAGCUAACAGAUGCCUUCAACAAGAAUAAGUCAGAAUUACAAAGGCAGAUGGAAGUGGCAAAAGACAUGAAAACAGAACUCGAAGAGAGUUCUUUGGAAAAGAUGGGAUUGAAAUCGGAAUUGGAGGCCACAAAACAAACUCACAUUAACGAGAUGAAGGAGCUAAAACACCAAGUGGAGGAACUUAAUAACGAGAAUGAUGAUUUGCAUACGAAGGUUAAUGACCUUAGGGAGAAAGUCGCUCUACUAGCAGAAGAAAGGGAGGUAACGAAAUCCAAGGUUCCAACCGAUUCUGCUGAACAAGCAGACUCUCUUUCAAGAUCACUUUCAACCGGCGAAAAUCAAUUGAACCCGCACGAUUCUAAUAAAAAUGAAGCCAACUCUGAAGGAUCUCAUACCGAUAGCCCGCACCUUGAGUACCAGACUUUGCGUAGCAACUUGGCCCAUGCUAAUCAGACUAUUAUUAAGCUAAGGCAAAAACUUAAUAGAUCCAAACCCGAAAGUGCAGUAAAUUCACCACUGCAUUUAAAAACACCUAGAGGUAAAUCUAAAGCAGGGCUUCAGUUUGUAGGUGGAAAGGUAUCUACCCCUCAAAAGUCUAUUAUAUCUAAUGUUAGUGAUCAAGGAAGUGAUUGGAAUUCAACAAACUCACCAACUUCCAUAGUGCACGAUGACUCGAGUGAUUUUGAAACUACUAGUUUUAUUUCUGAAGCAACAGAUUAUAUGGGGGAACGCAUUGGUGAUGACUUUUCCGGAGAAGAAGAUUUCUCUCAUGAAUUGGAUUACGAGGAUAUAGAGAGAUAUGCAAAGGAUCAUAAUUUGGCCAUUAUUGCUUCUUCCGAAUUAGAACAACUCAAAGAGCAAGCUUCUAAUAGUUCUCAAAAUCAAGUCAAAAUUGAAGAAAUAGAGACUCAGAUCAAGAACUUAGGCUUUUUUGAUACCUCGGCAGUCGAUUUAAAGAACGGAGAUAUUUCUCAAAUAUUCCAACACCCAACAGAAGAGUAUCUCAUUACCCAUCUCAGAGACUAUAGCCUAACAGCGCUAAACAACGAUGUGUACAAUUCUAUCAUGAAUCCAUCAAUCGAUGAACUAAAUGAAAAGGCAUCACAGAAGGGGUUCACUUUACUGGCAAAAGAUGAACUAUCUCAACUCUCAAACCCAGGAAUUAAUGACUUGAGGACAAUCGCGGCUCGUCACGAGCAUGUGGUUCUACCUAAGGAUGAGUAUAAUAAGUUGGUUGAACCUAAUGUCGAAGACUUGAAGAGUCAUGCUGAACGCCAAGGACAUGUGGUUCUACCUAAGGACGAACAUGAUAAAUUGACGGAACCUAACGUUGAAGACUUGAAGAGUCAUGCUGAACGCCAAGGCCAUGUGGUUCUACCUAAGGACGAACAUAGUAAGUUGGUUGAACCUGGCGUUGAAGACUUGAAGAGUCAUGCUGAACGCCAAGGCCAUGUGAUUCUACCCAAGGAAGAGCAUAGUAAGUUGGUUGAACCUAAUGUUGAAGACUUGAAGAGUCAUGCUGAACGCCAAGGCCAUGUGAUUCUACCCAAGGAAGAGCAUAGUAAGUUGGUUGAACCUAACGUUGAAGACUUGAAGAGUCAUGCUGAACGCCAAGGCCAUGUGAUUCUACCUAAGGACGAACAUAGUAAGUUGGUUGAACCUGGCGUUGAAGACUUGAAGAGUCAUGCUGAACGCCAAGGACAUGUGGUUCUACCUAAGGAAGAACAUAGUAAGUUGGUUGAACCUAAUGUUGAAGACUUGAAGAGUCAUGCUGAACGCCAAGGCCAUGUGAUUCUACCUAAAGACGAACAUGAUAAAUUGACGGAACCUGGCGUUGAAGACUUGAAGAGUCAUGCUGAACGUCACGGUCAUGUGAUUCUACCUAAGGACGAACAUAGUAAGUUGGUUGAACCUGGCGUUGAAGACUUGAAGAGUCAUGCUGAACGCCAAGGCCAUGUGAUUCUACCUAAGGACGAACAUAGUAAGUUGGUUGAACCUGGCGUUGAAGACUUGAAGAGUCAUGCUGAACGCCAAGGCCAUGUUGUUCUACCUAAAGACGAACACAACUCACUUCUACACGAAAUUGAUAAUCCAAACAUUGAAAAAAUCGAAGAAUCUCUCAGUGGUUCUAAUGCAACCAUUCUUUUGACACGACUAGCUGAAAAACAAGGUCUAGUACCCGUGGAUGCUUCUGAAUAUGAAACAUUGAAUAAUCUUGUCAAUUCUCCAGAUCGUAAAUAUUUGGAUGAAAAGUUGAACAACUUGGGCUAUACUAGCCUAACUAUCCAAGAAUAUUCGGAGUUGAAAAGAAUCAAAGAUUCACCUUCUUUGGAUUUCCUAGCGGAAAAGGCAGAUGAGGAAGGAUACAUUAUAUUAUCCAAACCCGAUCACUCUGAACUACUCAGAAAGUCCUCCAACCCCUCUCUCGAAGAAAUGAAAUCCAUAGCUUCUGUGACGGGACACUUAGUUGUAUUACAAGAUGAAUAUGACCAGUUACAAAAAUCUAUUUCCCAUCCUUCCAAACACUAUAUCAUCCAAGAGGCACAUAACCUAGAUCUUGUUGUCCUUGAAAAGUCUGAAUACGAUGAUUUAGUUACCAAAAGUAGCAAUAAGGAUUCAAUUAUAGAAUCAAUUAAGGGUUUCGGUUUUGUGCCAGUUCCUAUGGUUGAUUUCAAAACCUUAAAAGCUCAAUCAGUUGACAAUGCAGAUUUAGAUACCCUAAAGGAAAGGAUAUCAGGGCUAGGUUAUGUAACUGUAACGAAGGAUGAAUAUGAUAUUUUGUCUGAACCCGCCGUCAACAAGAUUACAGCGGAUGAAACUAUUGAUUUGUGUAACAAAUACCAUCUCAAACCGAUCGCUAUUGAUGAGUAUUUGAAAUUGCAGGAAAAUUCAAAAGCUGCUGUGCUAUCAGAGGAUGAAUUGAUCGAAAAGGUGAGAAAUCAUGGACAUACUGUAGUAGACUCCAUAAAAUAUGAACAAAUGCUUACUGAAAUCGAGAAGCCUGAAUUGCAGUAUUUGACAGAUCACCUCUCCUCUUUCAACAUGAUUGCAGUGAACAACGAUGAAUUUAGUAAAAUCAAAGAAAUUAGCGAGAGUCCUACCUAUGAAUUCUUAGAGGAGAAAGCUAAGCAAAUGGACUUUGCACUUCUCUCUUGCAAAGAUUUGGAUAAUAUGAAGUCCAGAAUCGAACAUCCAUCUCAAGAAGAACUAGAGAAGGGCGCAGAGUUAUUGGGCUUAUCAUUAAUCCCCUCAGACAAUUUAGCAGAUCUACGAAAAUCAAUUGAAGAACCUUCAACCUCCUACUUAGCCAACAAAGCUGACAAUAUUGGAAAACGAUUAGUUGACAAGAUUGAAUAUGAAACCAUUUUACGAAAAUUAGAAAAGCCUACAACAGAAGAACUCGAACAUUAUGCAGAGCUAAUCCAUCACAAGAUUUUACCAAAGGUUGAAUAUGACGAACUUGUCAGAAAGGUGGAAAAGCCAACUCCAGAGGAGGUUGCCAAAUACGCUGAGCUAGUGGAGCACAAGACACUACCAAAAUCUGAACACGAAGAACUUGUCAGAAAAGUGGAAAAGCCAACUCCAGAGGAGGUUGCCCAAUAUGCUGAAUUGGUUCAACACAGAACUUUACAUAAGGCUGAAUAUGAAGAACUUGUCAGAAAAGUGGAAAAGCCAACUCCAGAGGAGGUCGCCAAAUACGCUGAGCUAGUGGAGCACAAGAUUUUAACAAAGGUUGAAUAUGACGAACUUGUCAGAAAGGUGGAAAAGCCAACUCCAGAGGAGGUAGCCCAAUACGCUGAACUCGUGGAGCACAAGACACUACCAAAAUCUGAACACGAAGAACUCGUCAGAAAAGUGGAAAAGCCAACUCCAGAGGAGGUUGCCAAAUAUGCCGAGCUAGUGGAGCACAAGACACUACCAAAAUCUGAACACGAAGAACUUGUCAGAAAAGUGGAAAAGCCAACUCCAGAGGAGGUUGCCAAAUAUGCCGAGCUAGUGGAGCACAAGACACUACCAAAAUCUGAACACGAAGAACUUGUCAGAAAAGUGGAAAAGCCAACUCCAGAGGAGGUAGCCCAAUAUGCUGAGUUGGCUCAACACAGAACUUUACAUAAGGCUGAAUAUGAAGAACUUGUCAGAAAAGUGGAAAAGCCAACUCCAGAGGAGGUUGCCAAAUACGCUGAGCUAGUGGAGCACAAGACACUACCAAAAUCUGAACACGAAGAACUUGUCAGAAAAGUGGAAAAGCCAACUCCAGAGGAGGUUGCCCAAUAUGCUGAAUUGGUUCAACACAGAACUUUACAUAAGGCUGAAUAUGAAGAACUUGUCAGAAAAGUGGAAAAGCCAACUCCAGAGGAGGUUGCCAAAUACGCUGAGCUAGUGGAGCACAAGACACUACCAAAAUCUGAACACGAAGAACUCGUCAGAAAAGUGGAAAAACCAACUCCAGAGGAGGUUGCCCAAUAUGCUGAAUUGGUUCAACACAGAACUUUACAUAAGGCUGAAUAUGAAGAACUUGUCAGAAAAGUGGAAAAGCCAACUCCAGAGGAGGUUGCCAAAUACGCUGAGCUAGUGGAGCACAAGACACUACCAAAAUCUGAACACGAAGAACUUGUCAGAAAAGUGGAAAAACCAACUCCAGAGGAGGUUGCCAAAUAUGCCGAGCUAGUGGAGCACAAGACUUUGUCUAAGCUUGAGUACGAAGAACUUGUCAGAAAAGUGGAAAAGCCAACUCCAGAGGAGGUCGCCCAAUAUGCUGAACUCGUGGAGCACAAGACACUACCAAAAUCUGAAUUUGAGAAGCUCAUCAAGAAUGAUGCCCUUUCUAUUGAUGGGUUAAAGGUAUUGUGCCAGAAAUACGGAUACACCUGCGUUUCUAUUGAAGAGUACGACCAAAUGAGAUCCGUAUACGAAGACCCUUCUGCCGAAUUCUUAGCAGCAAAGGCAUUGGAAAAACAGUUAGUACUUGUAUCUGCCAAUGAUCAUACUCAAUCAAAGGAAUCUACCAAACUAGAAUCAAAUGCAGUUAUAGAGGAGCGAGAAAAAGUAGCACAAACCGAGAAGACUUCCGAAAAAAAUAAAGAUCCUGCCAGCCCCGAAUCCGACAGUAUUCGCGACAAAAUACAAAACAAAGGCCAUGUUUUGAUUGACACUGAAACGUUUAACAAUAUCAAAUCAUCUCACCCAGAAAGAAUUUCUAAGCAAGAACUGAUAGAUCUCUGCUCUAAGCUUAACCUAGUUCCUCUACCCGAUGCUCAUUAUGCUGAAUUAAGAAAUCCAUCUAUUGAACGUAUUAAAGAACUAGCACAAUCAGAGGGAUUAGUUGCAAUUGAUCGUACCGAGUUGGAUGCAAUUACAAUCCAGGCAGAGAACCCAUCAGAAGAUUCCAUCAUAGCUAUGGCUCCAAAGUACGGCUAUAAAGUUAUCAGAGCAACAGAGUUUGAAAAUUUACAAAAUGAAGCAAGAAAACUUUCUUCUCCAUCUAAAGCAGAUGUUGAGAAACUUGCAGCUAGAUUGAACUUAGUCGUUUUAGCUGAAGAAUCAUAUGGAAAUUUGUUGGAAGAGUUGAAGAAGGCAAGCAUUGCAACGUCAAUUUCACCAACUUCAAAAGUUGCUGCAAGUAAGUUAUACUUUGAAAAUGUGAUAAAAAAGGAGAAUGGAAUUGGAAAUGAAGUAAUGCUAGAGUCAGGAAAAUCAUUGGGCUUUGUGAGAUUAUCUAAUGACGAAUAUAAGAAGCUAUUAGAGAACCAGCAAAAACAUGAGUUAACUAAGUCGGACAUUUACAAUGGUGCAAAGAUGUUUGAUUUAAGAGUGCUUCCUGUGGAAGAAUAUAAGAGUCUAUUACAGCGUAAGAGUACAAAAGACAAUAUCACUUACGAUGACCUUCAAAUAUAUGCUUCUAGGUUUGCACUAAAGCUAGUUCCUGUAGACUUCACCUUACCAAAGGAGCAAACUUCCAUCAACCCCCAAACUUCUAAGGAAAAGUCAGCAUAUGAGCUGCGUGCUAAUCAUAGUAGGAACAUUUCAACAACAAGUUUCUCAUCAACAGAAAGUAGCGAAUCUUACUACUAUGAAGCCGAAGAACCUAAUAAUUCGUUAAUUCUGAAGAAGCUGGCUUCAAAGUCUAGUAUGGCAUCUAAUUCUACACAUUAUACGGAUGCUCGUGAUUACUCUGAAAUUGAGGGCGAUGAUGUAUCAAUAGCCCCUACUAUUAAAGAUGAUGGACCAACUUUAGAGGAUCUCAAAAGACAUGCAGAAGUAUUCGGCUACGUAUUGGUACAAAAGGGUGCCGAACACCAAGUAGACUCAGUGGUAGACGAUAAAUCAGUUUCAAAUACGUUGAGUAGAGAUGAUAUAUACUCUGCUGCUCCUCGUUUCGGAUUAACAGUGCUUCCACUAGAUGAGUUUAGGGAAAUAGAGAAGAAUGCAAAAUCAUUCAAAGAGUUAACACCUGAGAAUAUCAAAUCAGCCGCUGAUAAAUUCGGACUAGUUAUCUUAGCGUCUUCUGAACACCAUAAGUUAUUGAAAAAUUCAACAAUUCAACCAACUCCAGAAAUAACGAAAGAUAAUAUUGAACAAAAGUCAAGAGAGUUUGGAUUUGUACCGGUGAAAACGAAUGAUUUCCUCAAACUAAUAAAACCUGACAGUAUCGAAGAUAUAACGGAGAAAGCAUCUAAACUUGGUAUGGUGACAUUAACUGAAGAAGAGUAUUCCUCCAUGACUAAACCUAUAAGUCAAGAGGUUCUAGAAUCAAGAGCGAAGGAAUUAGACUUAGUGACGUUGAGCUCCCUGGAAUAUGCGACACUAACAAAACCAUUGACAUUAACAGAUAUCAAAGACAAAUGCGAAGAGUAUGGGUACGUUGCUGUUACAAAAGAAAUUUACGAGGACUUGUCAAAUAAAUACGAUGAAACCUCAAUUUCCAGAUGGGCCAAAGAAAAUGAUAAAGCUAUAAUCUCUAAAGAAGAAUACGAUGCUUUGUUAGAUCUAGAAGACCAAAAGGCGUCCACUAUGAUGACAAAGGAAGAAUUGGUAGAAAAGGCACAUGAAUUGAAUAUGAUUCCAAUAGAUGCUGAUAAAUUUGAUGAAAUCCAGCGUGAGUUGGCCUCUUCUGGCCUUCACAACAUGACGGAAGAUGACAUUAUGUUGAAAGCUAAAGAUUUUGGGCUUGUCACAGUUCCCGCCUCUGAAAGUGUAGAUAAUUUGAAACAAAGCCUAAACAAGGAUGAUUUAACAGUUUUAGCACAUGAUAUGGGAUUGGUGCCUAUUCCAAUAGAGCAAUUUGAGCAAAUCAAAAUGGAAUUAGAAUCGCCAACUUUAACAAGGGAGCAAAUUGUGGACCAUGCAGCGGAAUUUGACCUAAUCGCCAUAGACAUAAUGGAGUAUAAACGUUUGAAAAAGGGAUCCUAUUUGAUGGACAACGAUGAGGAAUUCGAUAGCGAUGACGAAGAUGAGGAAGAUGAGAUGGAGCUCGUGGAUUCUGAAAUAAAACAUCUCAACAAAACAGCUAAAAGGUUUGGUUUACUUUGUAUCCCAGAAAGUGCCUUUGUGGCUACAUCUAAUGCAAAUACUCCAGAUGUUCAUAACGUGGUGGUUCUUCCUAUUAAAUAUUACAAUACGCUUUUACACCAAGAGUCUGAAAACUGGGCAAAGGUUACCGAUGAAAGGUUGCAAGCGGAAGCUAAAAAACGUGGUUUCCAAAUUGGCGUUAAUUUGCGCAAAGACUUCGGAGAAAUGCCCACUUAUGAUCACAGGAGAACCUCUUCAACAAGUACUCGUUCAAUGAUUUCCGAGGAUGCUAGAAAAUCUAUGUCUCAAGCAGCUUCAACUGCUGCGAUGGCAGAAUUAGAGAAUCAAGGUAGAUCAAGAGCCCCAUCAAGAGCAUCUUCAAUAAGACGUGCCCCACCUUCCAUACAAACCAAUCAUGCAUCUGUUAUGACCAACAGCGAAUCGAUUGGUACAGGACUCUCUUUGGCUACUAUGGCAUCGCUAAAUGCUCCAAGUAUUAUACCUGCACUAACACAAACCAUGAUUGGUGAAUACCUUCAUAAGUAUUACAGAAGCUUGACAUCAAUCUCACAUCCAUCACGCCACGAGAGAUAUUUCUGGAUUCACCCUUACACGCUAACAUUGUACUGGUCCAGCUCCAAUCCCGUUCUUGAAAAUCCGGGAAGCAACAGGACAAGAGCAGCUGCUAUCAUGGGUGUAGAAAGCGUUGAUGAUUCAAACCCUUACCCUGCAGGUUUAUACCAAAAGAGCAUUGUCGUGAAGACCGAAGGUCGUGACAUUAAAUUCACAUGUCCAACAAGACAAAGACACAACAUAUGGUUCAAUUCCUUACGUUAUUUACUACAAAGAAACCUAAACGGGAUCAGCUUGGAUGAUAUGUUACAGGAUGAAGGGAAUGCCGAACCCAAUCCGAUUUACCAGCAACCUGGGGAAACACCACAGUCAGCUAUCCGCAGAUUGUCUUCAACGAGAAGAGCUAGCUCCUCUUCGAAUAUCAGACAAUCUAGCUCAAAGUGGUCACUGCGUGCUACUUAA
Kluyveromyces marxianus DMKU3-1042 is the source of this 9021-nucleotide messenger RNA. It is a transcript of the gene NUM1, whose product is annotated as Num1p. The record is from RefSeq and is a predicted model, not a curated record. Gene Ontology annotation, biological process: maintenance of protein location in cell cortex; dynein-driven meiotic oscillatory nuclear movement; microtubule cytoskeleton organization. Bases 1 to 9021 code for a protein of 3006 amino acids. Lineage: Eukaryota; Fungi; Ascomycota; Saccharomycetes; Saccharomycetales; Saccharomycetaceae. Gene Ontology annotation, molecular function: phospholipid binding; tubulin binding. The transcript has a single exon. Gene Ontology annotation, cellular component: cell cortex; mitochondrion.